This is a messenger RNA of Talaromyces rugulosus, 1389 nucleotides long. RefSeq lists its product as uncharacterized. Gene Ontology annotation, molecular function: FAD binding. The record is from RefSeq and is a predicted model, not a curated record. Gene Ontology annotation, biological process: secondary metabolite biosynthetic process. The coding region runs from base 1 to 1389 and encodes 462 amino acids. Lineage: Eukaryota; Fungi; Ascomycota; Eurotiomycetes; Eurotiales; Trichocomaceae. The transcript has 7 exons.
AUGUCGACUGAACCAAACCAUGCAAAUGUCCUCAGGAUUGCUAUUAUCGGGGGCGGUCCGGCUGGACUCGGUGCUGCAAUUGCGUUAUCAGCCUUGCCGAAUGUCAGAAUAACGCUGUACGAAAAGGCUCGCGAGCUGAGAGAAGUCGGUGCCGGAAUCAGUAUUGGAUACAACUGUUGGAAGGUUCUUGAACUUCUUGGGGCUGCUGAAGAUGUGCGGGGACACUUGCAGCAGAAUGUGCUUUAUCGAAAUGGACUGUCUGGUGAAAUUAAACGCGUGAAACCUGCUCCGUCUUCAGUUCCCCUCAAGUACCGGUCUAGACGGGUGAAGAGAACAAGACUGCAAGCUGCUUUAAUAUCGAAAGUUCCACCAGGAAUUAUACAGCUCAAUAAAAAAUUGGUAUCAAUUCACGAUGCUGGGACGCAAGGUGUCCAUCUCACCUUUGAAGAUGGGGCUAAGACGACAGCGGAUCUAGUAGUCGGUGGAGAUGGGAUUCGCUCUGUAAUCAGAACAUCACUAUUCCCAGAACAUAUUACAAAAUUCACGGGUACAACUAUUUGGCGGACCCUGAUUCCAGCUAAAUCUCUAUCUCACAUCCACGACUUAUUUCCGGAUACAUCAUGGUGGCAUGGCCCUUCAGGGCACUGUUAUUUCUCGCUGGUUGAUGAUCCUUCUGAAUUUCUAGAUUCCAGCACCUCAUCAUCAUCUGAGCAAAUGAUCGAGGUUUCGUGUCGUUAUCUCAUAGAUCCAGCCCUUGAUACUGAGAAGAGGUUUAGUUGGGGGGUCCCCGCAACAAAUGAGCGAGUCAAUGUUCACUUUACGCAAUACGACCGCCGAGUACGCGAUGCACUUUCUCGCGUCCCAGAAGGAGGUUGGAAAGAAUUUUCUGCCUUUUCAGGGCCGAGACUCGAAAGGCUUGUGGGAUGGGGCAAAGUGGUAUUAUUGGGAGACGCCAGCCACCCACUAUCUGGUGCAUUUGGUUCCGGCGCGGCUUUCGCUUUGGAAGAUGGCUGGAUUCUUGCUCGAGCAAUAGAACUUGUUACCAGCAGAGCUUCAUCAACCUUUUCAGAUAGUGAUCAUGACAGACAGGUCAUUAAGGCACGAAAUAUCGCCGACGCUCUGGAAAUUUUUAAUGAUAUUCGCUCCCCAUACUAUCGACGAAUGUAUGAACACCUAGACAGUCAAAAAGCGAAAGUUAGUCGAGCACAAACCGAGGCUAAAAGCCAAAGUAGCGACCCGACAUAUAUUUUUGAGAGCGUCCUUGCAUCGCGUCUCGAAGCAUUUCCCGUAGGUGAUGAGUUGAGUUGGAUCUAUAAAAACGAUAUUGCGAUUAUAUGGCAACAAUACCUCCGAUCAAAGCGAGAAGCGCGCACUGCAGCACGCAUAUAG